AUGUCGAACCUCAGUGAUCUCGAGCGCGCGGCGCUACGAGCAAUGAAACUGACAGAUGAGUAUAGCUGGUACGACGUCCUCAGAAAACGUUUCAAGGUCGCACACAACAACGCGCUGCACGCCUUGAACAACACGGAAAUCAUCCGAGUGUGUGACGCCCUCGAGACGCCAUAUCCACCUAGGGACAGAAUGGACUGUAUUGAGCGCAACCUGGAUGCCGCCAUGCGCCUCAAUGUCGCGGUGCCGACGUCGACGACAGUGUUGUCAGAUUGGCUGCAGAAGGAGCAGUUGGAAAACAGGCAACGUGCGUUCACCUCCCGUGGCUGCCAGCUGCAAUCAACCAGCCGGCAGGUCCAGUCCCAGCUGUCCCACCAGCCUGGCAGCCGGGAUCUUCCGAUCCAUCAGAACGACCAUCGGAGCCACGGAGCGCACGAGCGCUACGAGUCUCGGAAGGUCGCUGCCUUUAGAGCAGCCAAAUCACCGACUUCUUCAUGA
This is a messenger RNA of Penicillium canescens, 495 nucleotides long. RefSeq lists its product as uncharacterized. The transcript is spliced from 3 exons. The coding region runs from base 1 to 495 and encodes 164 amino acids. Lineage: Eukaryota; Fungi; Ascomycota; Eurotiomycetes; Eurotiales; Aspergillaceae. The record is from RefSeq and is a predicted model, not a curated record.